Acipenser ruthenus (sterlet) is the source of this 2395-nucleotide messenger RNA. RefSeq names its product ribosome-binding protein 1-like. The record is from RefSeq and is a predicted model, not a curated record. Bases 78 to 2153 code for a protein of 691 amino acids. The transcript is spliced from 7 exons. NCBI's taxonomy places the organism in Eukaryota, Metazoa, Chordata, Actinopteri, Acipenseriformes, Acipenseridae. Gene Ontology annotation, molecular function: signaling receptor activity.
UUAGUGAAAACUCUGCCGCAUUCACAAUUACACUGAUAUCUGAGACUGGACUGCAGAGAAGGGUGUACAAGUAAAGAAUGCACAAGAUAGUAUUGCUUCUGAUGCUGGGUGUGGCAGGCCUAACUGCUGCACCAGUUGCCCCUGCUGAAAAGGAGAUCCUCCCACAACAGCAAGGCACGAAAAAUGAGAUCCAGCAACAUCAAAGCACUGGAAAUGAGAUCCAGUACCGACAAGGCACUGAAAAUACGAUCCAGUACUGGAAAGACACUGAAAAUGAGAUCCAGUACAGGCAAGGCACUGAAAAUACGAUCCAGUACUGGAAAGACACUGAAAAUGAGAUCCAGUACAGGCAAGGUACUGAAAAUACGAUCCAGUACAGGAAAGACACUGAAAAUGAAAUCCAGCAACAGCAAGACACUGAAAAUGAGAUCCAGUACAGGCAAGGUACUGAAAAUACGAUCCAGUACUGGAAAGACACUGAAAAUGAGAUCCAGUACAGGCAAGGUACUGAAAAUACGAUCCAGUACAGGAAAGACACUGAAAAUGAAAUCCAGCAACAGCAAGGCACUGAAAAUGAGAUCCAGUACAGGCAAGGUACUGAAAAUACAAUCCAGUACUGGAAAGACACUGAAAAUGAGAUCCAGUAUGGGCAAAGCACUGAAAAUGAGAUCCAGUACUGGAAAGACACUGAAAAUGAGAUCCAGUACCGGCAAGGUACUGAAAAUACGAUCCAGUACUGGAAAGACACUGAAAAUGAAAUCCAGCAACAGCAAGACACUGAAAAUGAGAUCCAGUACUGGAAAGACACUGAAAAUGAAAUCCAGCAACAGCAAGACACUGAAAAUGAGAUCCAGUACAGGCAAGGUACUGAAAAUGAGAUCCAGUACUGGAAAGACACUGAAAAUGAAAUCCAGCAACAGCAAGGCACUGAAAAUGAGAUCCAGUACAAGCAAGGCACUGAAAAUGAGAUCCAGUACUGGAAAGACACUGUAAAUGAAAUCCAGCAACAGCAAGGCACUGAAAAUGAGAUCCAGUACUGGAAAGACACUGAAAAUGAAAUCCAGCAACAGCAAGGCACUGAAAAUGAGAUCCAGUACAGGCAAGGUACUGAAAAUACAAUCCAGUACUGGAAAGACACUGACAAUGAGAUCCAGUACAGGCAAGGUACUGAAAAUGAGAUCCAGUACUGGAAAGACACUGAAAAUGAAAUCCAGCAACAGCAAGACACUGACAAUGAGAUCCAGUACAGGCAAGGUACUGAAAAUGAGAUCCAGUACUGGAAAGACACUGAAAAUGAAAUCCAGCAACAGCAAGGCACUGAAAAUGAGAUCCAGUACUGGAAAGACACUGAAAAUGAAAUCCAGCAACAGCAAGACACUGACAAUGAGAUCCAGUACAGGCAAGGUACUGAAAAUGAGAUCCAGUACUGGAAAGACACUGAAAAUGAAAUCCAGCAACAGCAAGACACUGAAAAUGAGAUCCAAUACCGACAAGGCACUGAAAAUGAGAUCCAAUACUGGAAAGACACUGAAAAUGAGAUCCAGCAACAGCAAGACACUAAAAAUGAAAUCCAGCAACGUCAAAGCACUGGAAAUGAGAUCCAGUAUCGGCAAGGCACUGAAAAUGAGAUCCUCCGGUACCAGCAAGGCACUGAGCCGUCUCAGCAGCUGACAGUGAUGAGAGGUGAUGUCAGGAGAACUGCUGUGGGGGAAAUGGAGGGGUCCAACAUGACAAGAGCCUCGGUCCGGUGCUGGGGGUAUGUGAUGAAUGGCAAAUGCUACAGAUUCUUCCAAAUGAAAAAGGAUUUCAGGGAAGCUGAGGUGUACUGCAGGGACUCUUUUGCUGGUGGCCACCUUGCCUCUGUGAACAGUGCCGCUCAGCAUGACCAGCUGGUCGGCUUGGUGAAGGCAGCCAACGGGAGCCCCACCCUGACCUGGCUGGGAGCAUUCGACUUCAUGGAGACUGGACAGUACAUAUGGACUGAUGGGUCCAAUUGGGGAUACAGCUACUGGAUGCCCGGAGAGCCCAACCAUGACAAGAAGGGUGAUGACCAAUACUGCCUGCAAAUGUUCAUGAUGGACCUGAAGUGGUGGAGCCUUGCGGACUGCUCAGAGAAGAGGUCCUUCAUCUGUUCCUACCCGUACCCAGCCUGAUGAAUCACUAAGCCAUGGGUGCAGCAGGAGGAUCAGCUGACUCCUACCCUGCAGCCUGCCAGAGAGACCUCCCCAUGCCAACUCCUUUGCUUUUCACACCUUUGAUGGGCAUCAGCUCUAGAUUAGCUGAUCCGCUGGACGGUCCUUAUGCAAGUGGCUGUUGAUUUAUCUGUAUUUCAGUACCUGUUCAUUAUGAUUGGGCUACAUCAGGGUCAUUUUUGUUUGGCGUUAAUAAUAAAACU